AUUUGCUUCUACGAAGUGUUACCAUCGAUGAAAGAAAGAUGUUUGAACCAAUUGGGGACAGUCUCAGAACUUGACAUGCAAAGGGCGAAAUAAUCUCUAGCUCAGCUCUACAUCGAUGCCCAGCGCUCGAAAUAUUACACAGCGCAAAUCAAAGCCUGUACGUGCAGAGAUCCUACCCUCCUUGGGACACAAUACGCCUUUCGAGCGAUGAGGUAUAUGCUAGGUUGCCUCUGCUGCCUGAUGUCUAACGAAUCAGGAGGCUCGCUACCACUUUUAGUCGAAGGCUCCCAAUUCUACCUGCCCCUCAAUCUCGAAAAAAGCAAUUCUCAAAGAUUUGAUAGAGAAUCAAAAAUCAUACUACUCAUCUAAAAUCGACGCGAUUACUGCCGAAGUCUCAGACAUUAUCCCAUCGGACGAGAACUACUCAAGCACACACUUCAAUUAUGGCCGACAUUUCCAAGACCUCAGAAUCAAAAAAUCCAGCGAAAGUCCCAACCGAUGGAUCGUUCCACAGCGGCGUAUGGGAUUACGAAGCCAAACGUCCAGUCGUCGAUGGCAAAUUCGAGGAUCCUCUCACAGGAGAACUUCGCGAUGCAAAGUCCGAACAGUAUUCCGGGCCACCAAGUGUCGACAUCGUGAUCAUGAAUCUUUAUGCAUCGGAAGCAUCAGGACCGGAUGUGUACCGUUCGGCAAGACCAUUUCCCGUCGAGAGAAUACUGCAUCAUGCGAUGACGGUCGUGAAGGAGGAGGGGUUGGAGAUUCAUUGUUUGAAUGCAAGUCUUUAUUCCGUUACGCUGGUGUUGGCGUGUGAGAUUGAGGAGAGGAAGGAUGGGAGGAGUGGGUUCUCGUAUGUCGCGGAUAGGAUUAGCAAUGGCUUGUGGGCUGAAGAAUAAAGAUGGAGUUAAAUAGUUUGCGUAGUGUAGACGAAGAGAAUAUAAUAACUUUGAAAACUUUAGAAAGAAAUCGUAAUUCGAAAUUUUUAGUAUUCCAUUUAUAUUCAAUUUUCA
Mollisia scopiformis is the source of this 1007-nucleotide messenger RNA. RefSeq lists its product as uncharacterized. Bases 444 to 893 code for a protein of 149 amino acids. The record is from RefSeq and is a predicted model, not a curated record. The transcript has a single exon. Lineage: Eukaryota; Fungi; Ascomycota; Leotiomycetes; Helotiales; Mollisiaceae.